Anarrhichthys ocellatus (wolf-eel) is the source of this 1574-nucleotide messenger RNA. RefSeq names its product oligodendrocyte-myelin glycoprotein-like. Gene Ontology annotation, biological process: neuron projection regeneration. NCBI's taxonomy places the organism in Eukaryota, Metazoa, Chordata, Actinopteri, Perciformes, Anarhichadidae. The transcript is spliced from 3 exons. Gene Ontology annotation, molecular function: protein binding. The coding region runs from base 240 to 1367 and encodes 375 amino acids. The record is from RefSeq and is a predicted model, not a curated record.
UCUCCUCUCCCUCUCCCCUCCUCUCCCUCCCCUCCUCUCUCCCUCCUCCCUCUGAACAAACCUGCAGCUGCAUUGGAAUCUGACAGAGCAGGACGGGGGGGGGGACCGGCGCUUGCAGGCAGCAUGUUUAGAGGCACAACCUCCAGAGAAAAGAGGCUGAGAGACUCCAACAGACUGCAGGAGGAAGAACCGAGAGGAGGGAUGACGGAGCGACGCUAGAGAGGACGAGAGCCCGGACCAUGACCGCCUGCCUCUUCCUGCUGCUGUGUGGGCUGCUCGGGGGUCGGGUGGUGUCCAUCUGCCCCACCGUGUGCUCCUGCAGCCGGGGGCACCGCGCGGUGGACUGCUCCUCCCGAGGCCUGACCAAGCUGCCGCCCGGCCUGCAGCACAACAUCAACUUCCUCAACCUGUCUUUUAACAGCCUGCAGGGUCUGGAGAGCCAGCUCACCCACUACGCCCACCUGCGGACCCUGGACCUGUCCUACAACCGGCUGGAGACGCUGCCCCCCGCCCUGCCGCGCUCGCUGUGGGACAUCCGAGCGGCGGGGAACCACCUGCGCUCGCUGGACAAGAACGACACGGCCUACCACUGGAACCUGAAGGUCCUGGACCUGUCGGGCAACGAGCUGGAAAGGGUGGUCUUCAUCAACAACACGCUGCCGAGCCUCCGGACCCUCGACCUCAGCCACAACCGGUUCUGGACCGUGCCCACCAACAUGCCGCACAACCUGGAGCGCGCCGACCUGUCGCACAACUACCUCGCGCAGAUCCUGCCGGGCUCGUUGGACCGGCUGCUGAGGCUGGCUCAGUUCUACCUGCACGCCAACCGCUUCUCCUGGCUGCCGGAGGGGAUAUUUGAUAAGCUGGCAGCGCUGGAGGUGAUGACGCUCGGGGAUAACCCCUGGGCUUGCGAGGAAGAGGAGAACAUAACGAAGCUCCUGACAUGGGCGGGGCAAACCCGGGCCACCGUCUUAGGCUGCCCCUGUUACACGAAACCCAUCUGUGGGCAGCAAGCAGCUCCAGGGAGGGAGCGGCACUCUGCGCCGUUCACAGAGCCGCCGCUCUGGGUCGACGAAGGCCGCGCCGGUCCGUCGACCGGCUACCAGGCCAAAUGGGCCCUUUUCGAGACGGGGGAGUACGAGGACAGGAGAGGGGCGAAUGGAUCUGGGGACCACGUGGCGUUUGUCUGGACGUCUCCCACUAACUCGGACGGUUUCUCCCCACACACGAGCACAACGGCCCGGACGUCUUCCACGAAGAAACCCAGAGCGGCGACCUCCAGGAACAAAAGUCACGGACUCUUCACCGAGACUCGACAAGCUGUCAGUCUGACUAUUUUAGUCCUGACAGCGUUCAACACCUUCUGAACCACAUGUACUGGUCACAGAACGUACUAGAACAUGAACGUGUGACCAGGAAACUCCUUUCAUUUUCAUUUCUCUUUGUAAAAACCUGUUACUGCCUGUUGUCUCCAUCAUACAAGUGUACCUCCAUGUUUCAAUGUUCCCUCACAAUCCUGAAGUGUAUCAGACUAAACUAGCUCUGAAUAUCUGAAUACAUGGUUUGAAGAGGAA